UUUAACUACACUUCUUAUUAAUGUGCGUAGACGACCUUCCCCCCCCUUUUUAUUUUUUUCUAUCAACCAGCUGGCUUUUUACCCUCAAAUAUAUACACACAAAACAACAACAACAAUUUCCACUUCCUCCUCUUUUUAUUUUCCUUUUUCUUCUUUUCAAUCAUACUCUUUUUCCCAUCUUUUUUCUCCUUCUCUGCCAGCCAGACACGGCUGGCGCGUUCUCCACACAUUGAGAGACUU
Molecule: messenger RNA, 240 nt
Organism: Meloidogyne enterolobii
Lineage: Eukaryota; Metazoa; Nematoda; Chromadorea; Rhabditida; Meloidogynidae
Source: the annotation of a GenBank genome assembly